Messenger RNA from Silurus meridionalis, 1800 nucleotides. RefSeq lists its product as uncharacterized. The coding region runs from base 115 to 774 and encodes 219 amino acids. The transcript has 3 exons. The record is from RefSeq and is a predicted model, not a curated record. NCBI's taxonomy places the organism in Eukaryota, Metazoa, Chordata, Actinopteri, Siluriformes, Siluridae.
CACAGUGUGUAAUGUAUUAUUAGAGUGAUGGCUUACACAAAUGACAGUUCUAAUAGAAGUUAUUAAAAAAUGUAAAAUGAUAAAACUGUGUUUCUGUACUUUAUGUAGUGCACUAUGAACACUACAGAAAACCAUUUGGGAUUGAACCAUUAUCCGGCAUUGAUGGACAUUGUAAACGCAUUGAUCCCUGUGUCUUCACACAUCAUUCUGUUGCUCUCAGCUCUAUCUGCUGCUCUUCACCUGUUCAGGGACCACCGAGCUCCAUCAGUGGGUUUUUUCUUCAUUGCGAGUUCUUCAUUUCUGGCUAUUAUCCCUCUACCCCAAACUCUGUCUCAGGUUCAGAGAGAUCUAGAAUGGGCAGGGGAGAUACUGGGCCCAUCUCUGUCUGCCUUUGGCUUUUUAUGGCUCAGUGAAGAUCGCUGGACCGCCCACGUACUCCUGAUAGGUUCAGCGCUUUUGCCGAUGCUCUCCGAUUGGCUGUCAGAGGACAGCUUGGUGAUCAUGACACGCUGUGCGUCCUUAUCAGCACUCUCAUGUGCUCUGACAGUGUGUCUGUUUGCUGCCAGUGGAACUGGUGUGGUGAGCAGCGUGGCCCUCAGUCUUCCUGCUCUUGUGGCCCCUAAGGUUAGAGCCAGCAGUGUGGUCACUCUGAUGUCUUCACAGGGUGCCAGAGGGCUGCUGGAUUGGAGCCUGAAAGUCAUCAUGGCUGUAGGGUGCUGGAUAACAAAGAGAGCUUUAGAUACAUUACUUCAGGACUUAAAGGCCUGGGACUGAUCCUUGAGAGUUACCACAGACAGAAGAAUGCUACUUAAAAGUGAUUUUCUUUUACUUUACGGUGAGACUCCACAGUGUGGUGCUGUUGCUUUAUACCUCACAGGAAACAACGCGUUUGCUGGCCAGCAGCAGUGAGGUGAUGACAGAAAUGUGCUUCUUGCAUUGCCUACUUUAAACUUACAAUGCAGUGAGAGCAAAGUUUGUCACAUGGCACCUCUUUCAUAAAAUGCUUAUAUUGUAUUCAGAUGUUUUAAGAUACCAUUUAGUCAUAUUAAGUCUGGAUUAAGAAGUAUUUAAAUAACUGCAAAUAAUCGAUGAUACAUUUACAAGUCAUUCUCACAUUUUUUCAUUACACUUUUAAGUGCCUUAAUGUAAGCAUUUAAACCUUUUCAUCAGUCACUGUUAUCUAUGGCAGUAUCUCAAAUUAGGACUAAUGUGUUAGUAUAGUAUAUGUGACUGAGAAUAAAUAGUGUACACAUUGCCUUUUGGGAUUGUUCUAGAAAGCAGAAUGACUUCUAUUCAGCUCUGCAAGGUUCUUCAGCACAACAGCUUCCAUUACACGAAAAGAAAUCAUCUGACUAUCUAUCAGUAACUUUCAGCCAAUUUAGAGAAGAAAAAAUAAUCCUACGUGUUUUGCAAGAAAACACUUCUCUCACUGUAUUAUAAUACCCAACUCUUUAACUAGCCAAUGAUUAUUCUAUCACAGUCUUUCGCUCUCUGGUUGGCUGCGCUCCCAGUCUGUCAUUCUGUAGUAUCACUUCUUUCAUGCCUGAUAACUUGAUGUGUCCCAGCUGACGUCCAUAUACUAAUUUUCCGCUAAUCGUGACCCUCUAUCGAAGUACUGUCACAAGAGUGUCAAAAUUAUUCCUAACAAAAGAUAAAGCAUGUAUUGUAGCUGUAAGUAAAAAAGUAGAAGACCUGAUCUGGAAUUUGUGUUGACAGUUUACCAGUCUUGAGGAAUCCUCAUAUAAUAUUAUGUAAUAUUUUUUUAUCACAUUAUGAAUAAAUAAAUUCUUUCCGUCUCUA